Messenger RNA from Heterostelium album PN500, 564 nucleotides. RefSeq names its product Ras family protein. Gene Ontology annotation, biological process: Ras protein signal transduction. Gene Ontology annotation, molecular function: GTP binding; GTPase activity; GDP binding. The transcript is spliced from 3 exons. NCBI's taxonomy places the organism in Eukaryota, Evosea, Eumycetozoa, Acytosteliales, Acytosteliaceae. The coding region runs from base 1 to 564 and encodes 187 amino acids. The record is from RefSeq and is a predicted model, not a curated record. Gene Ontology annotation, cellular component: plasma membrane.
AUGACUGAGUACAAAUUGGUCUGUGUUGGAGGUGGAGGUGUUGGUAAAUCAGCACUUACGAUUCAAUUGAUUCAAAAUCAUUUCAUUGAUGAAUAUGAUCCAACCAUUGAAGAUAGCUAUAGAAAACAAGUGACAAUCGAUGAUGAAACCUGUCUAUUAGAUAUCUUGGAUACUGCGGGUCAAGAGGAAUAUUCAGCAAUGCGUGAUCAAUACAUGAGAACCGGUCAAGGUUUUCUAUGUGUCUACUCGAUCAUCUCUAGAUCGUCAUUUGACGAAAUCGCUGCAUUCCGUGAACAGAUUCUAAGAGUUAAAGAUAAAGAUAGAGUACCAAUGAUUUUAGUUGGAAAUAAAUGUGAUUUAGAUAAUGAAAGACAAGUAUCGACUACCGAAGGUCAAGAAAUGGCUAAAUCCUACUCUUGUCCUUUCAUGGAAACUUCAGCAAAGAGCAGAGUGAACGUCGAAGAAGCAUUCUAUGAAUUGGUCAGAGAGAUUAGAAAGGAUUUGAAAGGUGACAAUAAAUUGGAUAAAUCCAAGAAAAAGAAGAAGAAUUGUAAUUUACUUUAG